Molecule: messenger RNA, 2595 nt
Organism: Penicillium odoratum
Lineage: Eukaryota; Fungi; Ascomycota; Eurotiomycetes; Eurotiales; Aspergillaceae
Exons: 3
Coding region: 1-2595 (864 amino acids)
Biological process (GO): transmembrane transport
Cellular component (GO): membrane
Molecular function (GO): ABC-type transporter activity; ATP hydrolysis activity; ATP binding
Source: RefSeq, a predicted model, not a curated record
AUGGACGCUCGCGUGCUUUUUGAGUCACUGGAGUUGUUUCAUUCAUGCGGUAUCAUUUUUCUGAUCUCCAUCUUCGCCGCUUGUUCUUUUUCAAUACUGUUCAAGCGAUAUCAAGCUCUAAAAGGAGUAGCACCGCUCCAGGAUUCUACUGAUGCAGGAGACCCUGAACAGAAGCAGGAGGAUUCCCGGGCUGUGAAGCGGCUAUUCGCUGGGCUCUCUUCGCUGCUGUUCGCGACAUCCCUCACAGAAGGAUGUGCCUCUUUGCUGGCUACUUUCCAACUUCCCGGGAAGCAAGGGCAUGUAUACUUGAUUAUAAUCUACAGACUGAGCAUUUCCGUCCUUUACGCAACCAAGCUGAUUGUUCUGAUUUACAAUAACGCACCCCCGACGGUGGCGCAUCUCUUUUGCUGGCUGAUUGCUAUUCCAUUUGAAAUUGCUACAUUCAAGGCUUUUCGGUCGACCAAGACAUUGGUUCCUACGAAGUCGGACGCACUCACAGGGGAUGGCAGCUGGUUUUCGGAAUUCAUCGAAACCGCGGCGGACAAUUUGAUCUUCGAAGCCGUUCGAGUCAUUACACUGUGCUUUCUGAUCAUUCUCUAUCGAUUACUGUAUACCUCGAAAGUCAAUAAUAGAAAGGCCAGCGGAUCGGUGCAUCAAACGCAUCCCCGUGGCUCUUCCAUCAAUGCAGAGCGCACCCAGAGCCAUGAACAAAGCGAACGGGCCGAGGACGUUGAAAUUGUACAUUCGCAGCAGAAAACCGAAAACACGAAACGGACACCGUCGGUUGGCUGGCGGAAAUGUUUCACGAGCUACAAAGCCCUGAUUCCCUAUAUGUGGCCCUCAAAGUCACGUCAUCUACAGCUUGUUGCCUGUCUCUGCUUCGCUCUCAUGGCUUUCCAGCGUAUCGUCAACAUUCUCAUCCCCUCUCAGACGGAGGCCAUGUUUGCAAGACUCCUUGACGUCUCAAAUAAUUCCUACCGGGAUAUUCUGCGGUACAUUAUCUACAUCUGGCUCCAAGGCGAAAAAGGACUGCUGAAAUCCCUGCAUUCCAUUCUCUGGGACCAUGUCAGGCGUCAUUGUUCCAUGCAGCUCUCCACCGCUACUUUCAAACACGUACACGAUCUAAGCUUGGACUUUCAUCUAGGCAAGCAAAAUGAGGACUUGUUGUCGGCUAUGAGAGACGGGGAAGCGAUCACUGCGUUUUUAGAAUUGGUAACAUUCCGGAUCAUACCUACAUUCGUUGAUUUCGGCAUCGCAGUGGGCUGUUUUUGGAUCCUCUUUGACAAAUACACGAGUCUCAUGUUAUGUAUCUUGAUAUUCGGCUACAUCUGUUUGACUGCACGCCUGGCCAAGGGGGAAAGCAAGCUCCAAAGACGAACGGUCGUCGCUUACCGGGAAGAAUAUUCCGUCAAGAAUGCAUCACUGAAACUAUAUGAGACAGUGAAAUACUACAAUGCGGAACAGUACGAGGCAAAGCGCUACUGCAAUGCCAUUGAAAACCGCCAGAUCGCCGAGUAUCGAUACUCGCUGUAUCGAGCGCUGUCGGAUAAUUAUCAGCUUGCUUUCUUUAUGAUCAGCUUUUUGGCCAUUUGUCUCAUGACAGCGCAUCGAGUGUCGCAAGGGCACCUGUCCGUUGGCCAAUUCAUGAGCUUGACGACGUACCUGUUGCAAUUACGCAGUUCUUUGAACUUUGCCGCUGGUGUCUCUCAGUCGGUCCAGACACUCCUGAUGAAUUCAGAAAGAACAUUAAAGCUGCUCCAACAGCAACCCGCCGUUGUAGAUAGUCCCCAGGCUCUUCCGCUCAUAACAUGCAGGGGUGAGAUCCGGUUGGAAAAUGCCACGUUCUCAUACGGUGGCAAGAAAAAUGCCGUAAACGGAGUUUCUUUCCAUUGUGCAGCCGGGACUACGACUGCCUUGGUGGGCGAGUCUGGCCAAGGCAAAUCAACCGUAUUUCGGCUUCUCUUUCGAUUUUACAAUCUGCAGGCGGGCGGCAUCUUCAUUGACGGACAAAACGUACACCACAUAUCAAUCGAUUCUCUUCGCAGGCAUAUCGGAGUUGUACCACAGGAUGCAGUGCUCUUCAAUGAAACGGUGAUGUACAAUUUGAAAUACGCUCACCAGGAUGCGACAGAAGAAGACGUAUACGAGGCUUGUCGUGCCGCCGGUAUACACGACACAAUCCUGGGGUUUUCCGACGGAUAUGCCACCAUGGUUGGCGAACGAGGACUCUGCCUGAGCGGUGGUGAGAGGCAGCGCGUGGCCAUUGCUCGCACGAUACUGAAAGGAGCAAAGAUCAUCUUGCUAGACGAAGCCACGGCCUCGCUCGAUACGAACACCGAAGAACACGUGCAGAAAUCCCUUGCAAAUCUUGCUCAUGAUCGGACCAUACUCGUUGUUGCUCAUCGGCUUAGCACGGUGACAGGUGCGAAUUCCAUUCUAGUCUUUCACGACGGUCAGGUGGUUGAGCGAGGUACUCAUCAGGAACUCCUCAAUCUGAAGGGCCGCUACGCCUCUAUGUGGUGGAAGCAAACCAGGGUGCAGACCAAGGAGGAAACCAAGGAGGAAAACGUGGAGGAAACCGAAGAGAAGACCUAG